This is a messenger RNA of Lentinula edodes (shiitake mushroom), 5015 nucleotides long. RefSeq lists its product as uncharacterized. Gene Ontology annotation, biological process: protein dephosphorylation; negative regulation of MAPK cascade. NCBI's taxonomy places the organism in Eukaryota, Fungi, Basidiomycota, Agaricomycetes, Agaricales, Omphalotaceae. Gene Ontology annotation, cellular component: cytoplasm. Gene Ontology annotation, molecular function: MAP kinase tyrosine/serine/threonine phosphatase activity; protein tyrosine/threonine phosphatase activity. The record is from RefSeq and is a predicted model, not a curated record. The transcript has 6 exons. Bases 89 to 4849 code for a protein of 1586 amino acids.
CUAUCGGAUCCACCGGCAGUUUUGGAGGGGUGGGCAGCGCCCCAGUAACAACACAGCAAGCUUGGCCAUAUAUUUCCUUCUGCGCAUCAUGAUUUCCGCCUCUACUGAGCUAUCAGAGACGAUGGCAACAGGGAAAGAAAUUCAGUUAGAUAAAAAUAAACGUCUUCCUCCUUCACUGAACCUUGCCAAAGCAAAACAAGCAACCGAUGCCGUAUAUGCCAAUGCCAUUCAACUUCAAGACGACGGCGAGGAUGAUGAAAGUGGGAGCACUUCGGGUGAAGAACAAGAUGUUGAUUCGGAGGUCCAGGUAGCUCGUCCACGUCCCAAAUCGCUCGGAGUUGGUUCUGUCGAAUCCUUGCGCAGUGACUCGUCCGACUCCUCGGUUGACCUGGAGGAGGAUCUUGCCCGUCUUGACAAACUCCGGAAAAAUGUCAAGCAAAAUCUCAAAUUACGACCCAUAAAGUCUACGAGCACGUUGCGAACUUCCACCCGAUCACAGGAAGUAAACGUGCAGAGCCCAAUCUCACCAAGCAGUACGACAUCUGCCUAUUUCACACCUAUGGAUGAACAGCCGUUUGGAGGAAACCCUUUCAUUUCCAAACCCAAACGGGUAUCACUUUCAGAGCCAAAAUCUUCUUCUCUCCUUGCCGCGCCCAGUCCACCAAUCGUUUCUGCACUUCAUCCCAACACUCUCAAUCCACCUCGGACGCCUUUUACACCUCGGACACCUUUUACACCAGGCACUGCUGGACCGGGUAGCACGCCGCAUACUCCUUACACACCGCCAAUUUAUACUUCCGUGAUGCACACACCACAGGCAAUUCCCGCGGGCGAACUGUACUCUAUUCUCUUUGCCUCUUCUGUGUUUAAUCCAGAAUCGCAUAGCCCCAAUUCCAUACCCCUUCUCAUAGAUACCCGACCCCUUGCCAUCCAUACAACCUUCCACAUCCGCCAUUCUGUUCCUAUUGCUAUCCCUUCCUUGAUUCUCAAGCGGUCGCGGAAACCUGGGUUUGGACCUGGCGGAAAGAGCUCCCAAUUUACAAGCAUGCAUUCGCUGAGGCAGUUCGUCACCACUGAUCAUGGCAGGAAAGUGUUCGAUGCACUCUUGGGUAUAGAUGAGCAACAGUCAGUGCGUAAAAGCAGCGAUGAACGGUUGUGGAACGGCGACGUCGUGGUGUACGACGAGGACAUGGACGUGAAGGAUAGGACCAACCCGAGCUCAACACCAUGGUCGUUAAUUGGAGUAAUACAAAGUCUGUUGGACGCAGCUGCUUCUGCUCGACCUUCCAUCCCUACAGCCAUGUCAGCAAUCCAAGAAGAUCUCAGUUCAGCACCCGAAGAAGUCAGAAUUGGAAAGGCGGAUUAUUUGGAAGGGGGCAUAGGUCUUGCGGGCCAUGAUCCGCAAUUACAGACCCUGAUUGUGGGUAACGGAGAUGAUGGCGAGUUUCCCGCUCCCUCUUCCCCAAGUACCACAUUUCCUCAAUCCAGUGAACCCAAACAAUCAUCUACCCCUGCAAAAACAGUACCUACUGCAGCUCUUAAGCAACGCAAAGGUCCUCCUCCGUCACUUGGUCUAAGUGGCAUUGGGGGUUUAUUUCAACUGGAUACCCACCAGGCUAGUUACAAGACUCGAGGCGAGGUUCAAAUCGAUCAGAGUCUUAGUAGCGCAGCCCCGAGUGCGGCCCUAGACAGUGUUCAAAGUGACCGUACAGAAAGACCCUUGAAUACGACAAGACCCUUACUGUCAAGUUCUUUGUCAGGCCUGUCAGACUCUGACAACCAUAUACUAUCUUCUGUUCCCGCGGAUGCAGAGUCUAUCAAUCCAUCCCCAUUACCAAUGAUGCCCACCUUUUCUGCAUCCUCGCUGGCCCAUCCUUCUGUACCACCUUCAAACAUUCACCUCUUUCCACCCAUUCACCCAUCCCUUAAUAGCCCCUCUCCGGAACCGAGCUCGGGUUUCUUCUCUGAUUCAGCGUUCAAGACUCCGUUCACCUCUCUUGCUGACCCCACGCCAUCUCCUCCGCCGAGUAAGAUAAACUUUUCGUUAGGAGGUGGGUCAGGACAUUCCGCGCAUGUGGGUGGUUUCAAGCGGCCACCACCGCCAGGGCAAGUUAACAAAAGGCCAUCAGCGCCCAAUCUCCGCAUAGGUAGUUCAGUUCCUGCAACACCAGCCCCUCCUGUUCCACAAUCAGGACCUCCAGGGUCUACAGGCAAGCGUUUACCAAAAUUGAGUUUGAAUACGGGUGGGGUGGGUGGUCUUGGAGUUGGCGGGGAGAGAGGUACAGGCUUUGGUGGCGGGGCGGGUGGAAGCCUUGGAAGGCGAGCAGGAACUAAACUCAGAAGUGCCACUGUUGGUGGCGGGCCAGGACCUGGUGGACACUGGGGAGACCGGGAGUCUCAAUUUCAAAUUUCAAAUAACCUUCCCAACUUUGGUCCUUCAGCAAGAUUUACGGUUGAGCCGGAAUCAUUGGCUUUUUCGCCUACAUCCAACAAGAAAAAUAUCUUCCAAUCUCUAACACUUCCCCUUCCAUUAUCCAUCAAUGGCAAUGCUGCUACUACCCUGCACCCUCCUUCACCCUCACAUCUGAACCUUACCCACUCUAAUCAUCGUGUGACCCCAAGUCCCCCGGGUUCCGCUCGGCUUUAUGGGUCAUUUUCUGGUGAUCUCAAGCCUCCUCCUAGCCCCGGCUUCGGGAGGACUAGCUUUUCUGGUUCAGGAUUUCCUACGGGAUUAGGCAGCAGGAAUAUCAUAGGUACAAAACCCUCGCUCGCUAGGAAAGACUCUACGCAGAACUCUCAAUCGGAACGCUCCGUCUCAUUGAAGGUCCUACCCCCAGGUCUAGACAAUCAUACCGAAGAAUACGAGCCGUCUUCUCCAUCGUCUAGUGACAGAAGCGAAAGGAGUAGUGCUGCAAGCGAAGACGAAAGUCAAACAUCUCUCAUCUCUCUGACAUCAUGUUCCUCUUCGUCAACAAACUCGCAGAAAAUCGAUGAGCCAUCAACAUCGAUUGACAGGCAUGCAAGGAGCGACAGUGUUAGCAGCGUCAAUAGCAAUAACUCUAGCGGGCCAAAGACAGCCUACUUUACACCUCCUCAUACACCUACACAAAUGGAGCCAAUCCCUCCUUCCGCGCGCCCAACACGGGCGCGAAAGUCACAUUCAACUUUCUUUGGGUAUGACGAAGGAACUGGUGCUGGAGGUGUUCACGGGAGUGGUCAUCCACCAAAUUUGAAUUUAAUCGAGCAUGAAGACGAGUACGAACACCCACCUACUCCACGUACUGCACGACCCGAGGAUGAAAGUGGGUCAGAAACUGGAUUCCCCAAGACCGCUGAUGGAUCUGGACCCGUGCUCCCGCCUCAGCUUUCUGCAAUCGGGUUCUAUGGGCAGGACUUUGACGAAGACACAAACUUUUCUCAGCGGUAUUCAUAUUCAGCCUAUCCUGCGUCCCACGAAGAUGAAUCUUUUGGUGGUUCCUUUGGCUAUCCUCCGCACGCACCUCAUCCAUAUGGUGACCGAGAACGUUCGUCCUCGUUCUCGUCUCUAUACCCUCCGCCGUCCACAGAGUCAGUCGAUUCUGAAGGUGAAGGAGAAGAUCCGAUGAGUUUUACUGUCUCUACGAUCUUGCCCGGCUUCUUAUUUCUAGGUCCGGAGCCAACAAAUUGGGAUCAUGUGAAGCAGCUGAAAGAGUUGGGUGUGAGACGGAUCGUCAAUCUGGCAGCGGAAUGUGGACCUGACGAUUGGGGACUUGGAUUAGACAAGCCAGGCAAUAAAGAGAAAGAGGGAAGUCCAUCAUCGGACGACAGUUCAAAGGAGAGCGGCUUCGAAAAGUACUACAAAAUCCCAAUGAGGGAUACUGUGGAAGAAGAUGGUAUUGGCCGUGGGGUCAGAGUUGCUUGUGAAAUGUUAGACCAUGCGCGCCUGCUUUCUGCCCCGGUCUAUGUUCACUGCAAAGCCGGAAAAUCUCGUUCAGUAACAGCAGUCAUAGCAUACCUCAUUCACGCAAAUCAUUGGCCCUUGUCCAAAGCUUACUCCUUUGUCCUUGAGCGAAGAAAAGGCAUCUCUCCCAACAUUGGUUUUGUUUCCGAGCUCAUGGGCUUUGAGGAGGAAGAGCUCGGUGGGAAAAGUGGGGGUGUCAGUGGAGCCGCAUGGGGGGCCGGUAAGGGAUACGCUAAACACCAUCAUCGUCAAGGAGGAGCUGGUGGAGCAGGGGCUCUCCCGCAACCAAGUGCCCCCGCGGCAACGCGAGAAGAUCAUGGUGGAAAUGCUGCCAGAGGAUCGAGCAGUAACAAUCAGCACGGGUAUGGGAUGGUAGCUUCGACGAGGAAAUCCGGUAACGCGAGAGAGAGCAUGCCUCCGCCCGCCACAUAUGCCCAUCACGGAUACUCAUACUCGGUUAACGAACCUAGCAUAACCUCACGUCUUCUCUCUGAUGAUAAUGAAUCUGGAAGCGGGAGUAGUAGUGGGAGCAAUAGUGCUUCUUCAUCUACAACGGCGAGUCCAGAAAUCAAUGGAGAGUACCGAACAGAAGCUUUGUAUGGGAACAGUCUCGGAGGAGGAGGAACUGGAAUUGGUCAGGGCCCAUCCUUCCCUCCUCUGUCAGCUGGUGGGAUAUUGGCGCUGGGGGAUGCUGCUCAGGAGCUGGAGGUGAGGGAUGCAAGUGGGAGAUAUAGGCAUGCGCGAAGGGCACCCGUGAAUGAAAUGACUUUGCAGCCAAUGAGAAGAGUAAGUAAAGCUGGAUUAGAAAGUGGAGAGUUCUAUCGAGGAGAUGGAAGGACUACUUGGGGUGAGGAGGAGGAGGAGGCUGUUGUCAUUGAAAGCGAUACACAAAUGGAAAAAGAGGAGUAGCAUGGUGAUGGGUUGAAAUCCUCAACCUGCGUCUACUCUUGAUUGAAUUAUACCAAGAUCAUAGGAUACCAGCACGGAUCGCGCGCGCUUAAUUUGAUUGUCUACUCCAUUGCGCGAAGCUAGUCAGGCCCGUUGUAUGACGUGUAGAUUUGUGUCGCUAUCACCA